This is a messenger RNA of Exophiala dermatitidis NIH/UT8656, 1398 nucleotides long. RefSeq lists its product as uncharacterized. The record is from RefSeq and is a predicted model, not a curated record. Bases 1 to 1398 code for a protein of 465 amino acids. Lineage: Eukaryota; Fungi; Ascomycota; Eurotiomycetes; Chaetothyriales; Herpotrichiellaceae. The transcript has 5 exons.
AUGUCACAAAUCAAUCUCAACAUCCGCUAUAAUGCGUUGCCCCGGGCGGUAGCCGAGCUGCACAGAACGAAGAAGCCAGAGAACACCGGCACUGCGCAGGGGAUUUUCAAGAAGGAUCACGGCACAGACAGCAAAGAGAUUGAGAAGACAUACACCGCGGAUGAAAAUAAGCACCUCAAUGGUCAGGCGGCAGAAUGCUUCCAGUACGAUGCACCACAUCGCAUUGCACAGAUUGAAAGUUACUUGAGGAAAAUCUCAGCACUGCAUCACAUGUUGGCCCAGGAAGCCAUCGAACUGAACAACACACUGCAGGCGAUUCGGGAAACCCGAGCCACAAUGGACCGACAACGGACCGCCGACGUCAGACUGGAAGUAAGAGAGAGAAUCAGGGCAGGCACAAAACGGAAAGCCAACUCAGAAUUUCCUUCGCAUAUUUUCAUCGAAUUCGGGAUCGACGAGCUGGACAUGCUUCGUGACAAUUACACUGCACACAUGAAAUUCAUGGAGCAUGUGGAGACGUGGCGGAUAGGAAACUUGAAUGCUGUUUCGGAUGGUGCUUCGUUGUCGACCAUUUCAAUGCUCUUUUCGCCUGACACGGCGGCCCAAUGUCUGGGCGCGGCGGGAAUCGACACCGCCGGAAUACGAGGAGCUGCGUUGCGGGAGAAUGGGAUUCCGUACUAUGGAGCGCCAUUCUACGACACUGUGGAAGCCGCUGAUGCGAAUACAGCGCACGGCACCACCCAACACUCCUUCGGCGAACUUAAUUCCCAGGCCAUGCUGAAUUCCCCUCGGAACUUCAUUAUGAUGCAUCACAACCUUGGACAGGCUUUUUAUAAGGGCCAGAUCACCAUCGUACCAAUGGCCGAGGCAUCGACAUCGACAUCUGCAGAUGGGGGCACCCUUCCAGAGCCGACAGAAUAUCGACUUUUUCCCAUCGACCGCUCCCUCGCUUGUGACCGCCAGACUGCCGUUCGGAUCAGCGGCGACGAAUUCGUUUACUGUUUCACGAAGGCCAAAUGCCAGGGGCACAUCGGUCUUACUGACGCACUAGAGGAGUUCGAGAAACAAGUGGUGUGGGACAAGCCCGGAAAGUGGAUCGAACAAUCGAUGCUGGCAAACAUGGCUUCAGAAGCCAUGACGCCUCAGUUGUUCCGAGCAGAUGCCACCUUCAUCGAUGAUGGAGAGCUGGGGAAGACGGCAAAGGAACUUGCUAAAAUGGCGACUUUGGGACUCUCAAUACUCCCAGAAUCCAAGGUUUCUUCCAGCCUUUACCCUGAUGAAGAGUCAGACGAUGAAAAGUCCGAUUUGGAGGGGAUGAUUCAGCCAUCCUUCGUUCCUGAACAAUACUACUCUCCGCUGCCUGCGUUGCCCCUGGAUCCCGCCGCCUGUUGUAUUUGA